AUGGAGUCGAAUUUACCGAAAAUUACUCUUGGUGAACCUGCUUAUGUUAAGGCUUUUAAAUACUGGAAGCAGAAGAUUUACAAAUCGAAAAUAUCUGAUCUAAGUGCCAGAGACGUCGAAAGGGCCAACUUUGUCUUUUCCAUCUACGACUUUGAGGGAAAUGGCACAGUUGAUGCUGUUAACUUGGGAGACAUGCUCAGGGCCCUCAACCUCAACCCAACUUUGGUCACAAUAGAAAAAGUUGGUGGAACCAAGAAGAAGAACGAAAAGAAAUUGAAAUUAGAUGAAUUCCUUCCCAUCUUCAGCCAAGUAAAGAAAGACAAAGAACAAGGAAACUUCGACGAUUUCCUCGAAUGUCUCAAAUUGUACGACAAAGAAGAAAACGGCAAAAUGAUGGCUGCUGAACUUUCCCACACACUCCUUUCUCUUGGUGAGAGGUUAGCAGACGCUGAAACAGAAGAAGUUUUAGCCGAUUGUAUGGAUAAAGAAGAUGAAGAUGGCUUCAUCCCUUACGAACCAUUCCUCAAAAAACUGAUGGCUCACCUGAGAAGUGCUGUCAAAUUGAAAUGGCUUUUCGAACAACAGAAAUUGAACACCAGAAGUCAAACAGGAGUGUGUACUACCACCAACAUUCAUAGGCACUGCCUUUACCAACCACAUUUCAAAUACGCUGAAAUACAAUGUAUUUAUUUUUAA
This is a messenger RNA of Diabrotica balteata, 696 nucleotides long. NCBI's taxonomy places the organism in Eukaryota, Metazoa, Arthropoda, Insecta, Coleoptera, Chrysomelidae. The record is from the annotation of a GenBank genome assembly.